Molecule: messenger RNA, 6087 nt
Organism: Exophiala spinifera
Lineage: Eukaryota; Fungi; Ascomycota; Eurotiomycetes; Chaetothyriales; Herpotrichiellaceae
Exons: 1
Coding region: 1-6087 (2028 amino acids)
Biological process (GO): endocytosis; retrograde transport, endosome to Golgi; intracellular protein localization
Cellular component (GO): endocytic vesicle; membrane; Golgi apparatus
Source: RefSeq, a predicted model, not a curated record
AUGGCCAGCUCAGCGCCGGCCCCUGAACAAGUGCCUGCGACUAAUUGCACCUCUGACACCGAACUGGACAUUGCCAAACUGCAUGCGCUUCCAACCGAACAGCAAGACCUAUUUUUGCUGACCUUCGUCUCCGACUUGCAACACCAUGUCGAAAGCCUCUCUGCCGAAGCCCUGCCUGUGCACCAGGCCUCGAUCAAGAAGGAGGUCAUCAAGAUUGUCGGGCUCGGAGCACCGACACCAUCGCGCGUUGUCCGCAACACCCUUGGCAGAAUCCUGGCAGAUGCCUUUGGACGAGGCAGUCGGAGCCUGCUUUACGAGACUAUAAACGAUCUCGUGUCUAUAUUGAAUACGGGAAAAAACGACAAAGAGGUGGGCGCAAGACACGCGGCUGUGGUGUGCUUGGGUGCUUUAUUCCGCUCGGCCGGCGACAGUGCAAUCAGUUUAUCUGGUCUCGUUGUUGCGAGCCUGCUUAAACUUUUGAAGUCGUCACACACCGGGACCCGUGGCUGUGUGUUCAGAGCGCUUGAUGCUUUGGUGAUCGGGAUUCAAACCAGCCUGGACGAAAGUGUGGCUCGAGACAUCUGGAAACAAGCCCGGGGUGCUGCGGCGAGCGAAAAGUCUUCAUUUGUGCAAAGAUGCGCAUGCUCAUGUAUACGCAGUCUAGUCACCGAGACAACUUAUUUCAACAACUCGGCCGACUUUGACAGCCUCAAGAACAGUAUGUGGAGGGCCAUCGACAGCUCGACAUCGUCUGUCAGGCAUUCCGCCGCUGCAGCCAUGGCUAGCGCUCUGGGACAGGCAUUUUCAGACACUGGACACAUAGAAGUCCCCGUCAUACGAAAGCCCAGGAAGUCUAAGAAGCCUGGUGCAGAUCUGGACGAGGAAGGAGAGCAAGACGGUGCAGCUUCUCCAGCUCCCAGCCAGGGCAAAGCAUCUGUCCAAUUAACCAUGUCCCUGAACGAAGUCCUCCGAGUAUUGUCGCAGCAAUACUGCAAAGCUUCAACCAGCAAUCGAGCACGUGCAGGCAUAGCCAUGUGCUACAAAUACCUACUUCGCCUCCUCCCGCCCAAGACGUUGGAAGAGAGGUAUGCAACCGUCGCCGCACAUACGUAUGACGACCUGCUCAACAAUCCGACUGUAUCGGCCAACCGUUACCGGCUGCUACUCACCAGAAAGAUUGUCCAGUGGAUCCUUAACGAUGUUACGGGCCUCCUUACGGAAAAUGCUCAGAUAAACGCGGCCCGAUAUAUAAUCAAUGAUGUUCUGAAGAACUAUCCUCAGGUGAUCCCGGAGAGAAAGGAGCCUUCAAAACGGAUAUUGACAGGGGCACUAUCGACCUUGACCGAGUUACUCUCAAGGCUUGGUCCUGCAUCCAAUGUUCUUCAAGACUCAUGUCGAGAAGCACUCUUCCAAGUUGUGCAGCAUCCUAGCCACACUGUCCAGAGCCAUGCCGUGCAAAGCUUGAAGGCUUUCGUACUCGCAUGCCCAAGCCAGCUAAAUCGCAGCAUAGAACAUGCCAUGUCACAACUGCAGAAAGAGUUCCAACCGUCAAGCGAGCCCAAAUACCCUCAUCGAAAGUCGCUAGGUUAUGCUUCGACCAUCGCUGUCAUGAUCAGUUGUGUUCGUCAGAAACCGCUGUACGGCUCGAUUCAGAUCUAUUCCAAUGUGUUCACCUUUGCGACAGAGCUCCUCAAGUCAAGCGCUGCUGCGGAAUUGCGGGUGUCGGCUAUGCAGGUCCAGGUGGCCUGGACUCUUAUCAGCGGAAUCACUGGUCUUGGACCAAGUUUUGUCAAGGUGCACUUGAAUCAGUUGAUGCUCCUGUGGAGGAAUGCCCUGCCUCCUCCGCUGACACACGAGAACGCUGCCAAAAGAGGACAUCUGGAACUAAGCUUCCUGUCACAUGUUCGAGAGUGUGCAUUGAGCGCUCUCUUGCUGUUUCUCUCGUCUUGUAGCACUUUGGUAACGACGGAUGGUUCAAAGCGCAUUUCAACGAUGCUGCACAACACGAUCCUCUUUUUGGAAAGCCUCCCGCCUACGAGAGAAGCAGACGAUAUCGCUCACCGCUUGGUACCGGCGCUGCAGCUACAAGAUCUUACGAUUCUUCUGCGCCGACGAGUCCUCCAAUGUUUCACCGCACUGGCAAGUCUCAAGCAUCUGGAUCAAAGCGAGGUGGUAUCGCACUCGGAUCUUAUCGGUCUCACUACAAGAACCUUCACUGAUCCCGAGCGUCCCAUUAUGAAGAACUUAGAAACGUCCUUGACAAAUGCUGCCAGCAACUUUGAAGGCCUUUGGACGACGAGCGACAACUGGGGCUUUGGGGUCUGCAGUGUAAGUGAUAGCUUCGACACAUAUUUGCCAUUCGAGAACCAUGUGCAGCUGGGUCAAAGAACUUCGCCGGAGCAGGAGGUCUCCUUCCCUGAUCUUUCCAUCCAGUCUCCAUCGCUGGCAGCGAUAGAGCACGAUCCGGUGCUGGUCAUUAGGCAUGGUUCAGAUCCGCAGGAAGCGGAGCUAAGCUCUCCUGCAACCUCAUGCGUAAAUCUGGCGAUCAAAUUGUUCGCCAUAUCUCUCCCAUUGCAGUCUCCCCGGGUCCAACAGAGUACGGUAGAGCAGCUCAUUACAGCCAUAUCGCAGCCUCUUCAGCGUGAACCGGGCAAAAGGGCAGCGAUGCAGAUCAACUCAGCUCUGGCCUUCCUCUGUGCUUUGGCUGUGGCGAACAAGGAGACACCGUACCUGGCCGGUAAAUUGAACGUGGACGCGAUCGGACCAGUCAUCGCUGAGCUUCUGGGCAGAUACGUCUGCAAUGGUGAUCAGAAUCUGCGCCAUCUAGCUGCGCGAGCUAUAGGCCGACUGUGCAAUCUGGCCGGAACACAAUUCACCAACAAGGAAGUCAAGGAUCUCAUUGAUGUGAUUGUGGCUAAUCGUGACCCCAGUGCACGCGCUGGGUGCGCACUUGCACUAGGCUAUAUUCACGCAGAGGUUGGCGCCAUGGCUGCCGGACUGCAUAUGAAGUCUAUUGUUGGAGUGUUGCUCUCCUUGUGCAGUGAUAAUCACACCACAGUACAUUACUGGGCACUCAGAGGCUUGGUUCUGGUUGCCGAUUCAGCAGGAUUGGCAUUUUCGACAUACGCCACAAGUACGCUAGGCUUGUUGGCUCAGCUGUACUCCAACGACACUCACAAUGAGGAAUCUGCGUCUCUAGCAGCUUCGAAUCUUGAACUGGAGCUUUUCACACCAGAGGCUCUGGCUCAGUGCGUGGACAGCAUUAUCAACGUCAUGGGCCCCGAUUUACAGGAUGUGUCGAAAGCGCGGAAACUGAUACUAAUACUGAUUGGCUAUCUGCAGAACGAAGCUUCACUGCGGUUGAGAUAUGAAAGUUACCUGUGUUUACGCCACCUCAUGAUGUACGCACCUGCUCACAUUCAAUUCUCCAAAUACGUCCUGGACUUACAGGAGAAUCUCUCUUCGGACGAGGAACUACUUCAAUCAUCAGCCAUCAGAGGCCUGGGCGAAUUGAUGAAAAGAAAUGCUUCCGAGGUUGCCCGAGUUGCAACGUCCAAACUGAGCGACGACUUGUGGCGUCGUCUAGAUGACAACCCUAACGAUCAAUCUGUUCAGUCUUUGUUGCAGAACUGGAUGCAACAGACCAUUCUGCUCGAUACAGCUGAGUGGAUCGACAAAUGCCAAAGCGUCCUUUCCAAGACAAGGGCCAAAAAUUCUCCGCCACGUAUGACAGCGGUUACGGCCAAGUCAGCAAUGCCGGACCUGGCGGACGAGGAAGUUGCUGGCUUUGCCGCUGCCGCUCAGAGUGAAGCUCCUGAAGCAGCUCCAGACGGUCAAGAGUUCCUUCGUUGGCAGACACGGGAUUUUGCGAUGCGAUUGCUUAGCGAGUCCAUGGACAUCGUCCAGGCGGCAAUGUCUGCGGAUCGAGUCAUCCAUGCAGAAGAAAUUCUGCAAGCAAAAGUUGGGGAGGUGGUUCGGGUCGCAUUUUCGGCAUCCACGGCCAAUGUUGUCGAGCUCCGCAUUUGGGGGCUACGGCUGAUUGACCAGAUUCUUAAGCUGUUCGGAAAGACACCGGAUCCCGAUUUCCUAGAAGCUUCGCUGCUCGAGCAAUAUCAAGCACAGAUCAGCUCUGCCCUAACCCCUGCCUUUGCAGCUGACUCAUCGCCUGAACUGGCCGCCGAGGCUAUUGGUGUUUGCGCCACUUUUGUUGCGACUGGUAUCGUCACCAAUGCAGACCGCAUGGGACGCAUCUUCAAGGUGCUCUCGAUGGGCAUAGAUAACCUCACUCAGCAGACCCCAGAAGCUGCCAUAGGCGAUCUGAAGGACCUUAGUCCCAAUGCCCAAGCUAUGCUUAAGAUGGCAAUAUUGUCUGGCUGGGCACAGUUGCAGCUGGCAAGUCAUGAGCAAGCCUAUCUGGAAGAUAUUCUUCAGCCAUUCAUACCUAAACUUGCACCUCUUUGGCUGACUUCAUUGCAAGAGUUUGCAGGUCUUCGGUUCGAGCCUGAAAUCUCCGACACCCUAGGAGGGGAGAUGGUUGGAGGAAAUCUGGAUGAGCGAUAUGCUUCGUUUAAUUGCGAAGUGCGUCUGAAAUUUUAUCAAAAGACUUGGCUCAGCAUCGUCAACGCAAUUGCGGUUCUCGUUGAGAAGGACAGUGAGUCGGUGUUUGACGCACUCGAUAACAAACGCGUGAAUGGAGCCGAGGACGCGUCAGCCAAUGGCACGGUGGUUCAAGGGAGAGACAUGAGUUUCCGAGAAGAACCUGUGGCAUUCUUUUUCAUUCUCUUCGGACUGGCUUUCGAAGCCUUGGUCACUCAAACCCGAGAAGAUCCGUCUCAAGCUUUGUCAAUAUUGCAAGCAUUGAGAAAGAUCCUGACACCUCAGGUAUCUGGCAAUGCUAUCUAUGAAGACGCCGUCUUCACCGAAACCACCGACACGCUGGAUCGCCUUGCUCUCACGAGCACGAGCGACACGCAGAGCGUUCUGGUGGAAAUCGCUAGGAAUCUCUCAAUGGACCACCUCGUUGCCAAGAGUCAGGACCGCGAUGAGAAGUUGUCUGACGACAUCGAGCAACUCUUCGAGUUGACAAGGAUCAUUAUCCUAGUCCUGACUGGCCUUGUGCCGACACUUGAAGAUCCCCCUGGACCUGCCGUCCGCCGACUCGGAGAGGACAGUGUGGGACUCGUGCAACUAUCUUUCCAGGCUCUGGUCGACGUGGCUUCUGUGUUUCCUUCUAUCAUUCGUGCCGACCUGCACGCCUGUAUCUUUUACAGUUAUUGCACGAUUCUCGCCACAGGUGUAUGCCAAGACGAGGUGAUUCCUCGCAUCAUGCCUGUCUUCAAAACAUUCCUGCAAGACGUUGUACGGUCGUCCAAUAUCCAGACAUCUUCAAGAUUGGUCCGUGGCUGCUUGCAUCGGAUGCUGGCAAUAUUGUCAGCUGCUCAACGACGAGAAAACGAGCAUGCCAUUGUCUGUGCCAAGAAUACGUUGCUGUCGAUUGCUGUUUUGAUUACGACGGCGAGUUCUGUUGUGGCUGCCAAAGACGAAUUGAUUGAUGGUGCAUUGUUUGACAUGCUGGACUGUCUUCACGAUGUCGGUCUGGCCAAAAUCACGACCGGGUGCCUGAGAUCCUUGCUCAUGACUCAUCCCAAAACAGCUUGCGACGAGUACAUAGGCAGAAUACUCUGGGGUCGACUCGUUCCGUUUGUGACGGAUCCAGAAGCUGACGAUCCGGAAAGCGUCAAGGGUGCCUUGACCCAGGCCCUUGUGGCGUCUGUCGUGACUCUUGCAGGACCUGGACGUCUGGCUGCUAUGUCCAUAUUGAUACCUGUGCUGAUGGUUCGCGCGACACAGGUCCCAGGGGGCUCCAAUCUCCAGGACGUGCGGAAGGAAUGCGCGGCACGACUUCUUGACCUUGUCGCUGUUGAUCAGUUUGCUUUCAAGGCUGCUGUGGGAUCAUUGGGUGAAGAACAACGAUCGGAUUUGGAGAACCUGCUUAGAGCUGCCGGGGUGGGAGAGAAGCAAGACACGACGUCGAUGGAUAAUGUCGAGUCAAGACCUGCGAUUGAACUGAGGAUGGAUUUUGGAUGA